Molecule: messenger RNA, 10994 nt
Organism: Sciurus carolinensis (gray squirrel)
Lineage: Eukaryota; Metazoa; Chordata; Mammalia; Rodentia; Sciuridae
Gene: Nkiras1
Product: NFKB inhibitor interacting Ras like 1
Exons: 5
Coding region: 275-853 (192 amino acids)
Biological process (GO): canonical NF-kappaB signal transduction
Molecular function (GO): GTPase activity; GTP binding
Source: RefSeq, a predicted model, not a curated record
UCCGAGGGAUUCCAGCCUGAGCAGGGUUUGCAGGAGGGCGAAGGAGUUGGCGGUAAGGCGAGCGUCAGUCUCCAUUAGCCUGCCCCCAGGAGGCUAGUUGGAGACGGCGCUCCAGAACUGGUGGCUGCGGACCGCCGUGGAGCCUCGCAGCCUUCCCGCUGCUGCCUUCAGGGUCUGCUGGAGGACAGUUGUUUCCGACUGACUGGAGGAAGUUGUAGCAUCCCUUUUAGCCAGGGGUUUUACCUGUUCAUCUGUAGUGAUAUCCUGAGAGAAGAUGGGAAAGGGAUGCAAGGUUGUAGUUUGUGGAUUGUUAUCUGUGGGGAAAACUGCAAUUUUGGAGCAGCUCCUUUAUGGGAAUCAUACUAUUGGAAUGGAAGAUUGUGAAACAAUGGAAGAUGUGUAUAUGGCUUCUGUGGAAACGGAUCGGGGAGUAAAGGAACAGUUACAUCUAUAUGACACCAGAGGCCUACAGGAAGGUGUGGAGCUGCCAAAGCAUUAUUUUUCAUUUGCUGAUGGCUUUGUUCUAGUGUACAGUGUGAAUAACCUUGAAUCCUUUCAAAGAGUGGAGCUUUUGAAGAAAGAAAUUGAUAAGUUCAAAGACAAGAAAGAGGUAGCAAUUGUUGUAUUAGGAAACAAAAUCGACCUUUCUGAGCAGAGACAAGUGGAUGCUGAAGUGGCACAGCAGUGGGCAAAAAGUGAGAAAGUAAGACUGUGGGAGGUAACUGUUACAGAUCGGAAAACUCUGAUCGAGCCGUUCACUUUAUUAGCCAGUAAACUCUCCCAACCCCAGAGCAAAUCCAGCUUUCCUUUGCCUGGGAGGAAAAACAAAGGGAACUCUAGCUCUGAGAACUAAAAAUUAGUAAUUUCACAAUUGUUUUUUUGAAUAGUGAUUACUUGCGAGUGUCUGUGAAAGAUGAUUAAUAUUUAAAAUAGACCAUUUGUGUUUAUCUUUGGUUGUUAAGGAAACCUCUAAGGAAGUAAUGUAAUGUACUAUGUUUUUGGACUAAGUUUAUUGGUAUUGCUUGAUAUUGAAAUAUAUUCUCAUUGUUUGGAAUCUGUUCCUGAAAUUAGCACCUUUGUUAUCUAUGUUCCACCUGUAAAAUAAAGUUUGAAUAGUGUGCAGAUGAACACGUGUAAACCCCCACAGCCUAUUUCAGAAUUUAUCAUACUCAUUCUAUAUAAUUUCACACAAACUUAGCUCAAAAAUGACUGAUUUUUAAAAAUUAGUAAUCUAAUGUCUAGGAUCAUAAAUCAUUUUUCAUGUCCCCAGUUUGGAUCAAUAACAAUGAACAAUUUGGGCAAAACAUAAGGUAACAGAAGUCAUGGUUUAGGUGUGUGUAUGGGGUGGUGCUAGGGAUCAAACUCAGGGCCUUAACAUGCUAGACAAGUGCUUUACCACUAAGCUAUUUCCCCAGCCCUGUGAUUUUGUUUUGGUCCACUUUUUUAAAAAGAUGAGGUGGUAGGCAGUGGCAUUGUAAGUAGGUUUAUCACACUUAGGCCUUUAUUUUCUUCUUGAGCCAGGUUACUGUCAACUGACGAAAUAUAGAGUCUUCCUUCUUUUGAAAAAUAACUUCCAUUUUUGCAGUAGUACUGUAUCUUCAGGAAUUGUUUGCUAGAUGUGUAGUCAUGUGUAAUAAUACAUAUCCUGCAAAUACUGGAUUACUGGUGUUCUAAAAGUUAAACAGGGUUAUUCUAUGGCUUGCUGGAGAUUUUAUCAAGAUCUCAACAAUGUGGCUUUAUUUAGCAAGUUGACAGCAAUAUAACUAAAGUUAUAAGAAUAUAAGAAAUGGGGAAUGAGCUACUUGGUGGUUUCAGCUGUGAAUCAAGUGGUUAAAUGACUUUAUGAAAUGAGCUGUUCAGCGAAUACACUAUCAUUUAAAAUGGGAUACUUUUAAAUAGGUGGCUAAUUGAGGGAGUUCAAGCCAAGAACUACUGCACAUAAAUAUAUUUGAGAAGGGGACUGAAAAGCUACCAUUCAGAUAUUUAGUUUUCCCCUGUCUUCUCUCAGUUACUUACCUCUGGCUUUCUUCCCUGUGUAUUUCACUUACACCCCUGCAAUAUUUUUUCCUACUGAAUGCAAUGUAGAUCUGUAUUAAUACCCAUAGAGUUAGGAGAGUUAACCAUGUGUUUUUUAAACGCUCAAAUGAACAUAUGUGCCCCUACAUGAUUUAUCUGGAGUAAACUCUAAGGUGGCUAUACCAGUUUAUCCACAACAGAACCCAUAGCAUCUCCAAAUUAGAAAUGCUUUUAAAAAGAUGGGUUAGAUUAUUUAUUUUUUUCUACGACAUCUCUAAACCUGUUAAAGUACCAGUCCUAACAUAAAUGAUACCUAUUCAUUGACUAGGUUAUUGUCUUAGAAGCAAAGAAUCUGCAACAAAAUGCAAAACAAAGUAAAUCAACACAGCGGUGGCAGGUGGUUGUUUUUAAUAUUGUUUAUUAGCACAGUAACAAAUGCAGACGUAAGAAGUCUACAACAUAUAACCAAUCCACUGAGUGACUCCUAUUCCACGCCUUAACAGCUUAAGGUAUUUCACUACAGGUUUUCACAAGUCCUGAUUUAAAUCUUUAAAGAUUUGCAUAUAAAAUAAAAUACAUUAACUACUGAUUUUCUACAUGGUGUCUUAUACAUAUGAGAUGACAGUGUCUACAAACUGUUGAAUAGCAAUGUUCCCUUUCAAGAAGGGGGAAAAAAUUCCAAAUUUUUUUUUAAAACAAAAAGUAUGUAGUCUUAGGACUUUUACAUAAAUGGCCAUAUGUGUAACCUGUACAAAAUUAAGCUGUUUUAAAAUUAGACUAUAAGCAAUUGAACCCAAAUGUCUAAAUGUACAUUCUUUUCUGUACUACAUUUCAGCUAAUAUUGCAGAACUAAUGACAGUUUUAAAAGUUUCUAUUACCAAUUUUGUCUACUGUAGCAAGAUACCUUAAGUUACAACAAAAUCUUAGGAAAUAAGACUGAAUAAUAUCUGUUAUAGAAAUACCCUACUCUUUACCAGCUCCCACCCUCCCCCACCCCUUCAAAAUCAUAAGCAGCUCUCUUCUGUGACAGACAAAUAAUGUAAGAAUUGUGAAAACCCAAUUUAUGUAGCGUAUCUCUUGGUCCACUGUCUGGCCAUUCUGUCAUGUUCUGCUCUGUUGGUCAUAUACUGAGUGGCAAUACUUCCCACCAAAGGGUCGGCUGGAAGAAAAAAAUGUAGAACAUUUUAAACUACAGCAAAUGAGCGUAGGUAGAAAUAUUCAAAGUACUUGUGAUCAAAUCCAUCUUUGAAACACAAUUGUGACAUUCUAGGUGUUUUUCCUUCAACCUUUACAAAGCAUAGCAAGGGGUGUGUGUGUAUGGGGGGUGACUGUUACCAAAACAAAAUGCUUUGGUUUUUUCUUUGUUCCACUUCUCUCCCAACAGGUAACACCCAAUUGAAGUUUCUUUGGUCUUUGUGUUAGCUAGCUAACUGGAAUAGAAUUUGGAAUGUUCAAGGCUCCAGACUAGCAUAAACAUCCAGCUGUGUCCAUGUGAUCUUUUAGCUCAGUGGCACUAACCAUGGCACCAUAAAUAUGGUGAAGUCCCCAUGGCUCUAUAUCUCUACACUGUUAUUUACCUAGAAAGAGCCAGGUCAAAACCCAGACCUCCAAUUAAAGAGUAUUUCUGUGAAAAGAGAAUGUUUAAUAAUUAAAUUUGUGUUUGGUUUAGCCAGAAAAAUUAAUCUUUUAAAAUGAAAUGAAGUCCCAACAAAUCACAAUUCAGUAAUCAUUAAAUAUUUAGCAAAAGAUAAACCAUUUUCAAAACUGAGUGGCAAUACCCAGAAAGAGCUAUGCGCCCAGAGUUCACUGAGCUGAGUAGCAUUCAGGGUAGGGCACUUUGUCAGUUCAAAAUACCUUGUUUUUAGACAUUUUAACUAGAGGACUGAAUUCUUUAGAUUAAAGCUUCCUUAGAAAGUUCUUAGAAAAACAAACUCCAUCUUUAGAAAAUUCUUAGUUUAUCUGGAAAAUUAGUAAGUAGUUUUCACAUGCGUAAGAAUAAAACAAUUAUAUUAACCUUACCAGGAUUACAGUCUGUAAGAAGUGAGCAGAUAGAAAGGAGAACUUUAGAAAUGGUUAGUGCUGGACUCCAAUUAUCUUUCAAUAUGUCCAAGCAAAUAACUCCUUGACUAUUAAUAUUACAGUGAUAGAUUCUUGUUCGAAAUGUAACCUAAAAAAAAAAAGAAGAAGUAUCAAACAAUAUUCAAAACAAACUAAAAAUCUAGAUUUCCCGUUAAGAAAGUGGGUAAUAAUUUAAAGGUAAAGUUAGGAAAUGUUCGUUGAUAUCACCUCAGGGAUUAUCAAUUUCCUCUUAAAGUAAUGACUUCUGACCAAAGCAAAGGAGAUGUAAUACUUCUUCAAAUCAUCUUUAGCAAUUUUAACUUUUUAAACGUUAACAUUUCCAAGUAUGAACAGCUAUUUGCUGACCUCUUGUGUUGGCAGGUAGUACUACACUACAAAGUAUGCUUCAGAAUCAAAUAUUGUGAAUCUUAAUGUCACAAACACUUUAAAAAGUAGCAAACAGUGGCUCAGGAGGAUUGAGAAUUCAAAGAGUCUCAGCAAAAGUGAGGUACUAAAGUAACUCAGUGAGACCCUGCCUCUAAAUAAAAUAUAAAAUAGGGCUGGGGAUGUGGCUCAGUGGUCCAGUGCCCCUGAGUUCAAUCCCUGGUACCCCCAAAAUAAAAUAAAAACUAGCAAAUUAUGGCUACACCCCAAGGGGGUGUGGGAAGGUACAAAAAUUUGAAAAGUAAAUUUUCUUUUUGUAACCUGUAUAUUAGAUCCAUAUAUUGUCUAACCCAAAUCACAGAAUUUACUAAAAUUUUCCAUGACUGAGCAGCCAGUAAUGAGUUAUUUUGUCUGGUUUCCUAAUUUUUGUGAUGUACACUGAAACGUAAAAAUUCCCUGUGACUACCAAUUUUUUUGAAAAUGACCCAGCUUUUCUAGGUGCUAUAACUGUACCUUCAUCCAGCAUUCUACCAGUCCCCAAGAGGUUCUCCUGACAGUGCAGAUGAGAAUCACAGACUGUUGGGUGUCAUAAUAGACAUGGGUGAGUUGGGUGGUCUUCAUCUCUACUAGGGUAAAAACUAAGGCCUAGAGGUUAAGGAUAUGAACAAGACCAAAAGAUGACAAAAAACAGAAUCCAAAGCUUUGGUAGACUGAGUUAGUGUUUCAGUUGUUUCUGUGUACCAGUAUUUUGAUAUUUUUUUAACUGCCCAGGAACUUUUGGUGGGGUGGAAAAUAGGGGAUUAAUUCCUGGUUGCUAACAAUGUUACCAGAAAUAGCACAAUUUUAAGCACUUAUUCCUAGAAAUGGUCUUGGCAAAUGAGGCAAACCCAAAGAACUGUUUGGUAUACUCAAAUAUACUUCGAUUCAUUAGGAAAUAAUGAAAAAUCUAGUUUUUGUUAAGAAUUAAAUUGUAUUCUCAGAAGAAUUUUGAGAGAUACUGAGCAUAAAUCAGGGCCAUUUCUUACCUUUGGAGGCUUGAAGGGAUAUUCUGGUGUAAAAGUGAUAUCAAGGAAAAACACACCACCUUCGUACACAGAUCCUGGAGGCCCUAGAAUGGUUGAUCUCCAUUCAUAGAUGUUAUCACCUUUGGGGCCAGCACUGUGAAGUAAAUACAUAAAAGAGAUGAGUAGAUGGUGGCAUUAUCCCAGUUUUACACUGUCUCUCUACCCUUCUGAAUAUUUGGAUUCUCUUUACAAACACAAAGUACCUUUCAGGAGGAAUCUGAUAUAGAAUUGCAACAAACCCAUCAGCCAUUAGUCAAAAAAUUGGAUGUAAAAGAAUGUUAGAUCCAUUCUAAGUCCACUUAGCUGUCACUAAGUAAGAAACUUUACUCAAUUCUCAUACCUCUCCUUGUCACAAGAAAAUGUAAAACAGCCAGGUGUGGUGGUUCAUGCAUAUAAUCCAGCAACUCAGAAGGCGGAAGCAGGAGGAUUGCCAAGUUCAAGGCCAGCCUGGGCAACUAAGCAAGACCCUGUCUCAAAAAUUAAAGGGUUGGGGUUGCAGGUGGAACCCAGUAGUAAAGUACCCCUGGGGUUCAACCCUAGUGCCACCCCAACACAAGGUAAGUUUUUAAAAAGACAUAUUUACAUAGAAGCUAAAUAUGUGACAGAUGAUUAAAGUUUCCCUCAGAACUACAUUAUUUCUUGUGACCAUUUUCAACACGUUUCAUUUUAUGAUCCAAUAACUGGUGCAGCUGCUGCUUCCUUGUUCUUUAUCUCAAUUAUCUUACCUUAAAAAGAAUCUAAUGAACUACUGUACUUUUUACAUUAUAAAUUAUGCCAGGUGGGAGGGAAAUGACAGAUAUCCAAUAAUAUAUAUUUAAUUCUGCCACUGAGAAUUCAAAGACAGUCUCAGCAAAAAAGUUUUCUUUCAGUCUGAAAUUUAGGGUGGGGGAAGCAAAAGAAACAUAAGGAAGAAAAUGAUAUUUCAAUCUUAAGGGAGAAUGAGGCCCAAACUGGGCUAGCCAAGGGCAAAAGAGUUUAGACAUUGGAGCGCUUACUAUGUGACCUUGAGACCCACCAUGAUCACAGAUAUUAAUUAUCCCCACUGGCUCAAACAGUAUGAUCUUAAAAAUCUUAGUGAUGCGGCAUACCCAGGAACUAAUUAAAAGCUUGUUUUAGAUUAGAUAUAUAUUUAUCUGUGUUUAAAAAAAAUGACUUCCUGCUUUUACAUGACAUCUGAUCAUAAUUUUCAAAACGGAAUCUCUUAAUCAGCUCUCUCUUUCUAGGAACAUGCUGUAACCUCUCCAGUAAGAUUAGAACUGGUCUUUCUUCUGUCAUCGGAAGCUUGCCUUCAUGUUUGUGUCUCUUCCCUCCAAUGUGUUAGAGAGACGCCCCCCUCCCGCCCACAACACCUCUUUCUAACAUUUUUCCUGCUAUGUGAGGAGAUAGCCACUUGGAAACUAAGUAGUCUUUUACGAGACACUGAAGCUCCCAGUGCCUUCAUCUCAGAUUUCUAUCCUCCACAAACUGUGAAAUAAAUUUGUUUAAAAUGUUUUAUGUAGCUUAUGAUCUAAGUCUUAAAGGCAAAAGCUACUUUAUACAGAUGAGGAAGCUAAGUUCUCUAAAAUCCACUACUAACAGUAUUCCAAAGCUAUUCCCUAAAAAUACUGAAUCAGGAGGCAUACUGUUUUGUUCAUAUCCAACUUGAUGAUGCUAAGAAAUCAGCCUAACCCUAGGGGUGAUAUGUUAGCAAUUCUGCUGGCUCCCGAGUAUCACCCCCAUCAAAAAAAAAAAAGAAAAAAAAAGUUUAACAAUAUGCCAUUAUAAGCAUAUUUUAUAGACCAUACAGAAAAACGGAGGCCCCCAAAUUUCAAUGAGCAUCAAAAUAAACUAUGGAACUUUCAAAAUAAAAGAUUCCUUGGAUCCCUCCCGGACCUACUGAGUUUAGAGUAUCUGGAGGAGGACCCUAGAAUUUGUGGAUUUAUAAAGCUACCUCCAGUGAUUUUUUUGAGCUAGUGGUUUGCCUUUGGGAACAGAUAACUCAAAGUAAGACAGUUAGGAAUGUUUAUGAACCUUAACAUUUUAUAGUUUGUCACCUGUGAUACAUAUCUAGAAAUCCAAAUCAAGAUCAUUACUUUGCAAUUUAUUCUGCUUUCAGUAUGUGUAUAAGGUCACCUGAAAUUAAAAAAAAAAAAAAGAAGAAAGUGGAGAAAGGGAGUUAAGGAAUCAAGAAUAUCACAUAACUAUGUAACAAAGAAAAGUGUUAAACUUCAAAAAUGGAAAUGAUGGAUAAAAACUAUGUAAAACAAUAUCAAAUGUAGUCAAAAAAAAUCAUAAAUGGCAUAACAAAAGCCCUGAUGAAGAUUCAGUAAUGGGAAUUCCCUAACCUGUGGGCCUCUCAGUAAUUACUUGUGAAGGAGCCAAGAAUCCACUGAAAAGACCAAGCACUGUUUCAAGAACAAAAGAAUCUUUACACAUUUAUCACUAUUAGAUAAAUUCAGGUGGCUUUUUGUCAUAUAUGUUUUUUAAAACAAAAGAACAAAAACUUUUGAUAAAGGGACUGCACAUUUUUGCCUCUCUCCUCUUAAAGUUCUAAGAAAGUUAGGAUCUACUUGUCUAGAAAGUGAACAACAAUUGACCUACGGGGCAGGUCACAUGUUAAUAGCUCUCAGGUGGCCAGUGUCAGAAGAGGGAAAGAGAGAAUGUAAAUGAGGCUGUUGAAGCAAAAUGUCUAUACAAGUACCCCACCCAUUUCUCAAUAAGACGAUGAGGCUCACCUUUCAGUCAGCGAAGUAUGCUUUUACCAGCCUUCUACCCCUCCCUUUAACCAAAGAUACUUUUAGUUCCACAAUAAGAAAUUCAACUUCAAUUUCAAACACUGGCUGAAGGAAGUACACUUUAGAGAAACAUGUAAUUUAGUUAAUCAAUCUGCAGUCUGAGUGAUUACUGGAUGGAAAGUCCUAAUUUGGGAAAAUGGGGUUGUAAAGGAGGAGAGGGGACCACUUCACAACAAUUUGCCUGAAGUCUACCUUGGCAGCUUUUGCCUGGGCACUUAUUUUGAUUGGGAUGCUCUAAAUUUGGUCAUCUCAUUUUGUAUAACAUGAAUUUUAAAAAAUAGUCAACUAUUUAAACUAUCAAUGGGUUUACAGAAAUUAGCAUCAUUUUUUAAACCCACUUGUUCCUGUUUGAAGAUGCUGAAAUUUAACUGUGAUUAGUUUGUGCAAAGCUGUGACUGAGAAGAUGAAAAGAGACUGGCUAAGCCUGUCAGAUUUCUUAAACAGAGAUUUAAGGUUUGUAACUAGAACACUUUUCAAAAUGAAAGGGUAAUACAUUAAACUCUUACACUAGGCAAAAAGAAAAAAGAUUAAGUUGUUGUUUUUUUCUUCUAGUCAAAACAAAUACUGCUAUGGCACACAUUUUAGAAAAAUAGUUAUUUCUAUUUCCAACAUGGUAUUUUAUUUAUAUGAUGGCUUCUGGCUUCACACAGGCACAUAAACAUGAGGAGCAGGGACUGCAAUCAGUUACAACACAGUUCUUCCAGGACAGCAAAGUCUGUUGAUUGACAGGCAACCUUUCCAUUUGAGUAACCUUAACAAGGACUCUUAUCUCUGAUGGCUGUGACCCCAGAGACCUAUUUUCUUUCCAAUUACCACUGGACAAGAGCUGUACACAUUUUAUGCUUCAUUAACACUAUGUCGGUGAUUAUACAAAGCCAAAAACCUACCAAUAUGGUAGUUACCACAUAUGGUUUAAAACAGAAUUUGAAUAGUAAAAAAGGACCAAAGUCAUUUAAGGUACAAUUCUAAGAAAUUAAUAAAACCAAUAGUAAAAAACUCAUUAGAGCAGUCUUACUAGAAUUUUACGUGCUCCCUAGAUUGGCUUAAAAAUUUCCAAAGUAACAUUAAACUUCAUUCUGUUUUGUCUUAAAAUAAUGUUUUGAGUCCUCCGUGCAUUUCCAUUCUCAGUACUAAUGUAUUACAGCAAACACUACUGUUCUUCCAUUUCAGUAGUCAAAAAUCAAAGUUCAAUUUCAAUUUUCAAAUGGUAUCACUGGUUUUUUUUUUUUUUUUUUAAAGAACACUCUGAUGCAGAGCAAAUAUCAAAACAGUUCUUAAAAUCUGUAUUUUUGAUUAGAUGCUGUGGUUCACACCUGUAAUCCCAGUGGCCGGGGAGGCUGAGCCAGGAGGAUAGAAUGUUCAAGUUCCAGAAAGGAAGAUGUGAUAAAGACUGUCAAUUGUCUGUCUAAUCCUAGUCUAUGUCCUGGAUUAUCCUAUUAUCUUGUGCUACAUUAUCCCAUAGUACAAGCCCCAGAAAGGAAGAUGUGGCAGAGACUGCUGAUUGGCUAAUAGAUCUAUCUCCUUUCUUUGGAGAAGCUUCAUGAUAAAACUAGUCACUUAUAUGAAGUGUAUCAUUCAUCACAAAACCUCCUAAAUCCCCAUUUCAGCUGUAGUCUUUCAGCAGUGGUUCUCAAUCAGAGGUAACCCAAAACACCUGGCAAUGUCUGCAGUCAUUUCUGAAUCGUCAAAUGGAGAGAGAGAAUGCUAAGGGAUGCUCCUAACUAUGGUACAGUGCAUCUGACAGCUUCUACAACGGGAAUCAUCCCAGCCUAAAAUGUCAAUAGUGCUCAAGGUUAAGUUAGUAAAGGCAAGAAAGCUUCAGUGUGAACCUGUUGUCAGGCUCCAGUGCCCAUCACUUUAUAAUAAGAUCCCCCCCAACACACAAACGAUUCAUUUUCUUUUUGAUACUGGGGAUUGAAUGCAGGGGCACUCUACCACAGAACUACAUCCCCAGCCUUUUUUAUUUUUAGAUAGGGUGUCACUAAGUUGCUGAGGCUGGCCUCAAACUCGUGCUCCUCCUGCCUCAGCCUCAGGAUUGCAGGUUUGAGUCACACCUGGCACGAAAUCAUGCUCACACAUAUGUUAGUUUUGAGAAGUCAGCUAUGGAGAACAUUAAGUGGCAAUGAAGAUCAACUCUUUUCUAAUUUUCUAGGUUUAAGUUACUAUUUGUAUUGUAUCUAGCUCUCUUCUCCCCUUUUGGUAACUACACAAUAAGAAAUGUGUCAGCCUUAGUAAUGCUUAGUUCUGUUAAGACUGCAAAAAAUCAGUACCAAACAAUUUAGAAAAUGCUUAUCAGAAGAAAUUCACAAUCAAAUCUAUAUUCCUUAUGAUGAACACUACCCAAAAUGCACUUUUGAUUCUGUUUUCUUUUGCUAAGCAAUUCAUACAGAAUGAUAAACUCUGAAGGUAGCAAACUACCAGAACAAAUCCUCUUCCCCAGCAGUGAUGUACAGAUCUACAGGGGGUGAAAGCUGCUCCAUGAGAUCGACUGUACUUGGCAUACCCAGAGGACUUUAAUAAAAAAACAAAUAUAGGGGAUGGGGCUGUAGCUCAGUGGCAGAGCACUUGCCUACCAUGUGUGAGGCACUGGAUUCAAUCUUAGCAUCACAUAAAAGUAAAUAAAGGCAUGCUGUCCAUCUGUAACUACAAGAGAAAAAAAAAAAAAAACAACUUGCCCUCUGCGUCCCUUAUACAACAG